Molecule: messenger RNA, 8779 nt
Organism: Oreochromis aureus
Lineage: Eukaryota; Metazoa; Chordata; Actinopteri; Cichliformes; Cichlidae
Gene: nfat5a
Product: nuclear factor of activated T cells 5a
Exons: 12
Coding region: 267-4556 (1429 amino acids)
Biological process (GO): calcineurin-NFAT signaling cascade; cytokine production; regulation of transcription by RNA polymerase II
Cellular component (GO): transcription regulator complex
Molecular function (GO): DNA-binding transcription factor activity, RNA polymerase II-specific; RNA polymerase II cis-regulatory region sequence-specific DNA binding; transcription factor binding
Source: RefSeq, a predicted model, not a curated record
GUGUCGGUGUGUGUGUUUGUCUCAACGUUACACGAAACGUGUCUCCUCUCAGCAAAGACACACAAACGUGAGACGUGCUAGAUAACGUUUUUGUUUUUUUUCUUGGUUUUGAAAGUUUUCUUUUUGCCGCCUUAAGAUUGUUACGGUUUUAUACUAUGUAUAUUAAAACAUUCCGCUUGUAAAACGUAAUAUUUAUCCGCCAGGAGCAGCCGACUUCGUUUCUACUAAAGAGUGUCCGCUUCUCCUCCCCUCGAUGAAGCGCUGCGAUGCCCUCUGAUUUUAUAUCCCUCCUUAGCUCGGAUAUCGACCUCAAUUCCCCCAAAUCUCUAUACUCUAAAGAGUCGGUAUAUGACCUCCUCCCCAAAGAACUCCAGCUCCAGCCAUCGUCCACCCAGACAGACCCACCCACCAUGAGCCAGAAUAGUGGGGGAGAGGCAGGACCUCCCCCCUCUGCAGCCUUGGCGUCAGAUGCCACCUCUUCCACCUCCAGCCCUUCUGCCUCUUCCUCCCUCGCCAUAGGCGUUACAUCCUCUGGCCCCUCUACCUCAUCGUCAGACCAUCUCAAGGUUGCCCAGCAUCUCCACUCCAGCGGAGGAGAUGGCGCUGGUGUUUCAGAGAUGCAAGGUGCGGAGGGCGCCCCCAGCAGAGGCAGCAGUGGAGCAAACGCCACAGUAGGGGAUGUAGGGCCAGGAGGGUUGCCGGGGCUAGGAGUCCAGCAGCCCCAGAACACUCCAUCAAAGCGAAGGACUGUGUUGAGCAUAUCCCCACCACCUGAGGAUCUGUUUGAUGACAGCCAGAUGUCUUGCCAAGAGGAACCUACCAUAUCUGGUGCACCAGGUCCCGACUCGGAGCAAAGCAGCAGCAUGUGGGCCGAUGAUUCUGUCUCGAACUUCAGUUUGAUCAGCUCCAUCUCCUACAAUGACAACACGGAGGUGCCGCGCAAGUCUAGAAAACGCACUCCUCGCCAGCGGCCCGGUCCCAAGCCUGCUCCUCCAGAAGAUAGCAUGGAUGUGUUUGAUGCUGACAGCGCCAAAGCCCCUCACUAUGUGCUAUCCCAGCUGGGCACAGAUAAGACCAGUUCCAUAUCCAGCUCUCUCGAGUCAGGAACUGCAGUGAAAGGUGGGUCAUUGUCUGCUCAGUUCCCUCAGAGGAGUGAUGGGAAGGAGCUAAAGAUCCUGGUGCAGCCAGAGACCCAGCACAGAGCUCGCUAUCUGACUGAGGGCAGCAGAGGUUCUGUCAAAGAUCGCACACAACAAGGAUUCCCCACUGUCAAGUUGGAAGGUGUGAGUGAAUCAGUUGUGCUGCAGGUGUUCGUAGCAAAUGAUGCGGGCAGAGUGAAGCCUCACGGUUUCUACCAGGCAUGCAGAGUGACAGGACGCAACACCACUGCUUGCAAAGAGGUGGACAUAGAAGGCACCACAGUUAUUGAGAUUCCUCUGGAGCCCAGCAAUGACAUGACACUUGCGGUGGACUGUGUAGGAAUUUUGAAGCUCCGUAAUGCAGAUGUCGAGGCUCGCAUUGGUGUUGCAGGAUCCAAGAAGAAGAGUACACGAGCCAGGUUGGCCUUCAGAGUCAACAUCCCCCAGCCUGAUGGAUCAACCCUGACUUUACAGGUUCCCUCAUCGCCGAUCCUCUGCACUCAGCCAGCAGGAGUGCCAGAGAUCCUGAGAAAGAGUCUCCACAGCUGCUCCGUGAAAGGAGGCGAGGAAGUUUUUAUAAUCGGAAAGAACUUCCUUAAAGGAACCAAAGUUAUUUUUCAGGAGAACAUUACAGAUGAUAAUUCCUGGCAAGCUGAAGCAAAGAUUGACAUGGAUCUUUUCCAUCAGAAUCACUUGAUAGUGACAGUCCCUCCGUUUCACAACCAGUCAAUCACUUCUCCUGUUUCUGUGGGUAUUUUUGUGAUGACCAAUGCUGGUAGAUCACAUGAAGCCCAACCCUUCACCUACACUCCAGACUCAGCUGAUAACUCAAAUGUGCUGACAGUAAAAACGGAGGGGAUAUCCAUGGUCAAGACCUGCUUAUUUGAUACCCCGAUCAAAUCUAUGCCCUCCGAACAAACAGAAAUCUCUGACCAGACUUCCAAACGGCAAGAGGACACACCUAUGGAAGUGUCUAGCAAUCCACCAUCCACAGAGGUCUUCAAAUCAUCCCCUGACCCGCUCAUCACAGUGCAGCAGACUCUGGACCUUGGCUCUAGUCCUCAUCCAGGUGGAGAGUCCUUUCAGAGAACAAUGCCCUUACCAUCAGAAGAUGUGGACCUUCCCCAGGCACCCCCGGUCUUCCCUAGCUUAGAGUCCCUCAGCACGAUACAAAAGCAAGAAAUUGCCCCAACAACCUCCUUCUCUGUGUCAGGAGACACCACAAUACCACCUGUGACACCAGAAGUCCCCCAGCAGUUCCUUAGAGACCCCCAGGAAAGCUUGUCACCUGAGAGUUCCAGUAGUAGUGCAGGGGUGGUGGUUGUGGCCAUGCCACAGAUAGCACCUUCCUCUCAGGCGCAGCCGCAGCAGUCCCAGGUCUCCCUCUUUCCCCAGGAAGAGGUGGCCCAGCUGGAAAGGGCAGUUAGAGAACUCCAGGGAGGAAGUAACACCACACUCCAGCAGGUGUUAGAAGCAGCUGUAGCUCAGCAGCAGCUAAACUCUGUGCUGUAUAGCCCCACACCUUCUGCAGAUUCCCUUCAGCAGCAUGUCCAGGAGAACAUGAACAGCCUUAGACUGGGGAGUACAGAUAAUUCACUGUCAGCACAGCAACAGCUACAGAUACAACAACAGGAGCAGCAACAACAAAUACAACAGCAGUUUCAACAACAGCAAAUGCAGCAACAGCAACAAAUACUUGGAAACCUUCAGCAGCAACAGCAGCAAGUCAUCAACAACAUACAGAUGCAACAGCAACUUAUAUUACAGCCACAAGAGCAACAGCAAAUUAUGGAAAAUAUUCAACAACAGCAACAGCAACUGCAACAAAAUCAGCAACAGCAAGUUCUAAACAAUAUUCAACUUCAGGAUCAGCAACAACAAAAUCAUAUUCUUACCAAUUUACAGCAACAUCAGCUGCAACAGCAACAACAGCAGCAGCAGCAAAAUCAAGCGUUGAGCAACCUACAACAACAACAGCAGCAACUUCAAGAGCAGCAGGUUUUGGAAAAUUUACAGCAACACCUCCAGGCCAGCUCUCUCCUUCAACAGGCUGGAGAACUACUUACUAUCCAGACUAGCUUCCCAACACAGCCUCCUUCACACACAUCCCCCCCACAGCAACUCUUCCAGUCGCCCAGGCCCAUGGCCGAAACCCAGGGGUCCCAACAGCAGGUCCAGGCUGCCCUCAUCCAGAAUACCCUGACUGUACUGACUAGUGGCAGUCUCAACUCAGAGCCGCAGUCCACAGGAUCAACCCUAUACCUGACGCCAAACCAUCAGCCCCAGCCCCAGCAACAGCAGCAGCUGGCAUUCCUCUCCUCCAUGGAGACAUCAGCCAGCCAACCUCAGUCUGUUUCAAUGUUUCAAAAUCAACCGCAGUCUCAAAUGCAGCAACAGAGCACCCCAAUGGAUCAGCAGCAGUCCCCACAGCAGAACCAACAACAAUCAGCACAGCUUCCAAUGGGCCAGCAGGGUUCCUUAUUUCAAAGUAUUCCCAAUCACUCACAGGGCAACCCUGCACCACAGCAAACAGGUCUGCUUCUCUGCACCACAGAUCUGAACCCACAGGCUAUCGCUCCUACUAUUCUCUUUAGCACCCAGACCCAAGGUUCUUCCCCUAUGGGGACCAUUAGUGUUGGAAUCACCCAGUCAGAUACAGCAGAGCCCAUGUCCUUCCAAGACCAGAGCUCUUCGGGCAGCAACUCAACAACCACUGAGAACCAACAACAGAGCUUGUUCCAGGAACAGCAGCCAAUGCAAGUGGGCCCAAGUUCAAGCUCUGUCCAAAACAAUCAACCUGUGGAGCUGUUCAUACCACAGACAAAUCUGUCCAGCUUGCAGAGUACUAUUGGCUCACAGGACCUCAACAACCAGGCUCCAGCCCCCGCCACAACCAUUUUUGUGGUGCAGGGUGGUGUGGGUGUGGUAGCCAGCCCUGGUCAGCAGCCCCCAGAGCAGCUUUUCCAGACAUCUGUGGGUGGCAAUGUGGCUUCUCAAGGACAGGCCAGUCUGUUUGUUUUUGGCAUUCAGAAUGACUCAUCCCAGCUGCUCACGUCUUCUGGACCCAGCCAACCUGCCCAGAACCAAAUCCAGAACUCCGGUCACAUGCAGACUCUGCUGGAUCAGCCCAUGGCCCAAGCUGCCUCCCCAAUCCCAGCUACCAUGCAUAGCAGCUUGCAGAACACCCUUCAGGCACAAAUGCAGACCACCCUGGAGAAUGCAAUGCAGGCAAACACACAAACAGCCCUUCAGUCCAGUUUACAAGGAAACAUAGAAGCGAGCCUACCAACACCAAUGCAGACCAGUCUACAGACACAGAUACAGAGCAGCUUACAGAAUCAACUGCAGGCAUCCAUAUCAACAUCGUCCAGCAUGGAUAAAAUUGAGGACCUACUGGAAAGCCUACAGAAGCAGUGAUUAUUGUUUGGACCAUUGUCAGCACUUAGGGGGUGAGUGAUAUGUAUGUAGCUCAGAGUUAUACACCCUAAAAACAGCCGUGUGUGGGGGUUUGUGCCAAUGCUUAAAAAAAAAAAAAGUCAUUUAAAUAUUUAAGAAUUACUUGCCCUUUUUACUGAAAACCCAAAUCAUGAGUUCAUGUGACCUGUUUUUAAGAAAUAUUUAUCAUUAACUGUAGCCUCCAUUCAUCCAUUGUUCUUGAAUUAAUGAACCCACCUUUGUUAUUACCCCUCUUGCAGGAUCAGAGAGGCCUGUAAUAACUGCUUUAUCCAGCCGCACAAAUGCAGUGUUUUGUUGCCAGUUGUUUGUUUUUUUCUGUUUCUUUUUAAAAUAAUGUGAGCCUAAGAGAUGAUGACGGUGGUGGUAAUGAUUAUGAUGAUGAUAAGGAUAAAGAUAUUUGUGGAAAAAACAGGAAAGGGAUAAAGAAUGUCAACGACAGAGGAACGGUGACAGAGGAAUGGUGCUGUGAUGGGAGAGUGUUGUGAAGGCAGAUUUAAAAAUAAAAAAACAGUCAGUUAUGGAAGAUCAGAUUGCACAUAACUGUCAGAUAAAGGCAGAAUCUCAUUUUGAGUGUGUAAACUCCCCAAGAUUUCAUUUCACUUUGAGACAGUGGGUGUUUUUUGUGUUUUAUUUUGUCAGUUUGGGAGAUUAGCUGAUGUAAAAACAGGGAUGAAAUCACGUCACAGUAAUUAGAUUUAAACUUCUUUUGCUGUGGAGAAUAUGAACAAUCAUGCUGUUAAUAAACAGCUUACAUUUCCAUAUGUCAAAAAUGCCAUGAAAUUUGCUCCAAGAGUACAGAAUAUUAGACUGUACAGUUCUUUGUAGGAUAAUGUUUCAUGUUUUCUUUUAAUAACAUUUACUGGCAUGGGUGGAGUCUGCACUCAAGCGGUUUAUUAUUAGAGGCAGCACAGUUUAAUAUUGGUGUUGGCACCACAAGUAUGAAAUUAACUUUUAUCACAAAAAGUGUGGUAAAGACAUUGUGUUACUGAAAGCACCCUGGUGAGUUGAGGGAAUAUUGCACACUCAUAAAUGAGAUUCAUCCUGAUGAAUAAUGUGACGUGGCCUUUGCUUGGCACUUCCCAGUGUUCUCUUAUGUGCAGGCCUCAUCGCAGAGGUUGCAGAUGCUUUCUUGGUGAAAUUUUAAAUAGCAUUCAACUAUUUAGUGUGUAUAUUUUUUUUCUUUUUUCUUUUUUUUUUUUUUUGCUUUUGAAAAAGUUAACUCUUUAUCAGUUAAAUGUGGAUAGAAAAAAAAACCUUUCCACUAGUGAAAAUGGAGUGUUGUGUGGUUUUAUAAACAUUUUAUCUAAAGCACUUUAUAACCUCUUUUGUGUAACCUGCUACUCCUUAUAUCCGUCCACAGCUCUCUACUGAUCUAAGAUGAAUUUGUACUCUGAAACGUCCAGUGGGUGGGGUUAAAAAAAAAAAACAAAGAAGAAGAGAAAAAAAAUGAAAGCAGUCGUCUUUGUACAAAUAGAUACAUCAUUUUUACAUUUUCUCUCAUGUCAGAAUAUUUUUGAGGUCUAGACAACUUUGUAUAGAACGUCUGCGCACUGUUGAGUCCCUCUUUGUAUUCAGUCCCAGUGGUCCAGUCAAGUCUAUCCAAAAACAGCCAUUCCCACAAACGGCAUUGUCACUUGUCAGUGUUUGAGUGGUAACUAGGCCUUUUGUGUUUUAGACACUGACAACACAUCUGAAAUACUGAUUCGUUUAGUUUGUACAUUUACAUGAAGGAUCUUCAUUGUUUUGGUUUUUUUCUUUUGUACUAAGUCUCGGUUCUUCUCGUUGGAAUGUUUUUACUGUUGUUCGUGUUGUGUUUCGAUAUUAAGUUUUUGUUUCUGUUUGUAGCCCGUGCAGGUUGGUGCCGCAUGAAGCUGGCUCCUGUCCUUUGUGUUGUGAACAGGGGCUCACUGGUAGAUGAAAUCUGUUACAUAGAGGUUGUCAUUUUUGAUUCCAUCUUUGGUGCUAUGUAGAGGAGUAAUGGGCACUUCUGUCGUCGUGUUAGUACAGUUUGUACUAUCAAUAGCACUUGCAUUUGUUUUUAGUUUGGAAGCAAAGAGCUGGCUGUUGUUGAGGGAUCAGACUGGAGUGCACCCACCCAGGCAUACCAAAGCUCCUGAUUGUGAAUGGUCGCCAUUUUGUCCUCGCCAUCGUAACGUUUACUCAUUUGUAUUUGUUCGUUCACAUAAUGCAGCUCUCACAUGGCUAACAAUUCAGCAUGCUGGGGGGUUGUUUUGUUUUGCUCUUUUACAAGAUUUCUGAUAGUUUUGCGAAGGUACUUUGCUUCAUGGAUCAGUUUAUCUCAUUAACAUUUCCACUGAUUUGAUACAUUACUCUAUUUUUCAAUGAAGAGUUGACAUUGCUGAACUUUCCAAAUCUGAUAUUAGCCAAUUUGGCAUUAUGCCCCCCUCCCCCCCCAAAAAAGACAUGAUUUUUUUCUUGGAGACUUCAGACAUUAGAAUCGCAUUGCUCACAUGCAUUUGUUUACAUUUUCAUGGUCAUACUCUUUUAUCUUUGCAGCUGUUAGUGAUCCAUUUUAAAAGUAACUUAUCUUUUUUAGAAUUUUGUAUCCAUGUAUCAAAAUGUAGAGUAUUUUUGUAAAACUAAACUUUUUCUUUUUUGCUCAUAGCAAAGAACUAUCAUUGCUAGUGUUUUGUUGGUUUUUCCCCUGAAAUGAAGCGCAGGUUUAUUGUUAAGUCUAUGACUGAAACUAGAAAUGUAAGUGGACAUCAAGCGAUUAUGUUAGACUUAAAUCUACUGUCAUGAUAUUGACUUUACGCAAACUGUAGAACAUAACGUGAAGUUUUCUCCUCUUUUUUUUGUGCUCUGUGUGUUUUGUGUGGGCGUUUUGUAUUUUAAACUCUUUUUUGUUUUUUAACAUCAUGCAUCUCAAAUGGCACUUUGACUCGUCCAUUAACUGUAGAUCAAGUUAGAGUGCAGUAGUGAUGUUUCCAAGCAUUCCAUCCCUCUCAGUUAGGGGAGCUAAAGAGCACAUGAUGUUGUGGAAGAAGUGCGGAACAGUAAUGCCUCUUAAAGCCAUACCAACACAGAAAGCCAACCCGUGACUUCGGUUUCAUGAAUGUAAAUUUUACCUCAUGGUGUGUGGAAUGGGGCUUGCUCUACAUCUGACAUCGGACCAAUUCUAGGCUUAGAGAACAUGUAUAUUUUGAGGUGGAGGGAAGGGGAUGGGCAGGGCGGCACCAGCUGUCAUUUGUGUCACUGCACAUUGGUCAAAUUGUUUUUGAUUGUGGUGUAAUUUCAAAACCGACCAUUAGUUUUAUUAUUAUUAAUUUCAGUCCGACUUUGACGAAUAGCCACUUCACCGGGGGGAGAGGAAAAAAAAGAAACCGUGUUGAUUUAAAGGCGUUGAAAAGAGCACACAAAUCUUUGCAUAAUAUUUUUGUCCUUCAGUCAUGUAAAUGAAUAUCCAUGUAUAUUUAAAUGUGAAAUAUACUGCAGGGGUAUUUUGAAUUUCAAUUGUGAUGCUUUCAACAGAACUUUGUGUGCCUUGAUAACUUAAACGUUGCUCUGCUGUGUUUACUGGUGUCCCUUUUGUCUCAUUGCUCCUUUUUAUUCUCUAAGACUGUUUAACAUCCGAAAGCUUUUCCGUUACUUUCUCCUCCCCCUGACACGGACAUAAACGUAACUGUUAUACUUUAACAUAUUCUCAAUCCGUUGCAAGAUAUCAACAUAAUAUUGUGCAGCUUCACCAGUGAAUUGUCACCUUGUUGUUUUCUAUUGAAAAUGCUUUUCAUGCCUCAUGAGAUUUGUACAUGUGAGGUUAAAGGGACGAGACAGUGGAGAUUGUUUUUAUCGAGAACUUUGUGUUGAUGUGCUUGUCAACAUUACUAUUGUUGCUGUGAAACGCUUGAUCAAAAGGGGCAGCCAUGAUAAAUUAAAUUGCCAAUAGUGUGAGCUGUAUCUUGUGUGUAAUCAGUUUGCUCACUUUUCCUAGUUCGCUUCUAUUUCACAUUCUCCAACAGUUCUGUUGUAUCCGUUCUGUGUAGCUUGAGCUUUAGUAUCUAGCCUUAAGACCCUGCAGUAGGGAUAAAGGUCAAACCUGGCGUGUUAUCAUACAUCUGAACUAUUAUUAACAUGUAAUUUUGCCUUUGUCUGGACAUUUGUAUACUCUUUGUUUAUAUCUGUAAUCCUGCUGCUACAUUAAAUGAAUUUUGAAAAACUGAAAA